GAAGCACCCCGCGCCGGCCCCCGAGGGGGAACCCUCUCUCUUCCCUGGCUGCUUCGGUGGGGAUGCAACGGGGGAGCGUGGGCCGCCUUGGGUCCCUUAGGCUGGAUCCGGGAAGGGUGGAAACCGCGCCCGUGCGGCUGGGCCAUGAACGCGGGGAGACGCACAGCUGAACCACAGACCGCAGGAGGCCACUGCUCCCCCAACGGGUCCGCAGUGCGGGAGAGAGAAAAGUUUACAGAAUCGAAAACUCACUUCUGUAUUUCUCUAAACAGAGCUUAUUUAUCUUUUCACACAGACAGACCUAGAUUAAUAUAGCUUCACGAAGUCUCCAGCUAGGAAAGGGACAGGGGAGGAAAGUGUAGAUAUUUCUGAGCCAAGAAACUGGGAACCUUUCGGACCAUGGCUCCUUGGCCAUGGGCCAUGCUGGCUGGGAUGUAUGGGAGACCGAAACUUUACAGCAUCUAAGGGGGACACAAAUUCCUCCCUAACCAUUCAGAAGAGUUAAAUAAUCUAACAAUUUGUAUUUUAUCUGGAUAUUUUAUUGUUGUACAAAGGGUUUUAAUAUUUGUAAACCACCCAGAGAGUUCUCUGGGGUAUUGGAAUAGUAUAUAAAAGCAAUAAAUAUUAUUGUUCCCCAUGAAAACAUGUGAUUUACUUCCAACAGGUGCAGCCAAACCCAUUUAUAAUUUUUCACUUUGGAUUAGUUGAGCGGGAGUAUUAAUAACCCCAAAGGUUAUUAAUAAAUAAAUAAUGCAGAUGGGAACCUAUUAUUGAAAAGGAGACUGGAGACCACCCAUUCAUUUGCUCAGUUGAAUAAGAGGACAAGAGGGGAGUCUAAUCUAUAGGAAGUUAUAUUUAAAAUGGUGAGCUUCCCAGAAUUUUGAAAAUCGGGCAAAUUUAUUUAUUUAUUUCUAUACUGCCCCAUUGUUAAAGCUCCUUGGGCAGUUCACAAAAAUAUAAACCAUAAAAGUACAAAGUGAUAAAACGUAAUAUAAAAUAAUAACAAUUUCAAAUAGUAAAAAAAACAGUAAAGGCCAGAAAUAGGUGAAGGUCUAAAAACACAAGAACAUUUAUAAAAUUCAAAAGUGAAAGACUCAAAAGAUCUUUACGUGGUGACAAGCAGACCACAAUCAAUGAGCCUUUAUGGGAAAGACAUUCCGUCAUGCGGUUCUAGCACCAAAAAGGCCCUCUGCCUUAUAAGGGGAGUUUGGGCAGGCCAGGGAUGCUUGCUUUGUGUGUAGGUUUGGGGCAGCUUAACAGAAAAAUCAUAUACUUUCUAGAAAAUUGUACAGAGCCCAUGUUCAGAACCGGAUGGAUUUCCAAGUAAAUGUGUAUAGGAUUCCAGGUACAUGUAUGACUACGCAGUUGUUUAAUUAGUCUUUUUUUAAUAACUUGUCAACCUUGUCAACUGCAUGGCUUCUUGUCACUGUAAAUUGAACGUGGCUACUGUUUGGGAACAAACAUCUAAACUCUGUUCAUUCUCCCUUUCUCUGAUACUUGAGGUGACUAGGAUGGAUGUCUUAACAGAACGUUCUGACUUCUACAUCGGACUAGGCUUGGCUCUCAGCUCCAGCCUGUUCAUCGGAGGAAGCUUUAUCCUAAAGAAGAAAGGGCUGCUCAGAUUGAAUAGCAGAGGCUCCAUCAGAGCAGGUCUCGGUGGCCAUGCGUACCUGAGGGAAUGGCUGUGGUGGGGAGGACUGCUGUCCAUGGGGAUUGGAGAAGCUGCCAACUUUGCUGCAUAUGCUUUUGCUCCAGCAACACUUGUCACUCCUCUAGGAGCUCUGAGUGUUUUAGUUAGUGCAGUUCUUGCCUCCUACUUCCUGAAUGAGCAACUAAACAUCCAUGGAAAGAUCGGCUGUCUCCUGAGCAUUUUAGGCUCCACUGUGAUGGUAAUCCAUGCUCCUCAGGAAGAAGAAGUCUCUAGUUUGGAGUCCAUGGCAGAGAAACUGAAAGAUCCAGGAUUCAUAGUGUUUGCAGUGUGCAUACUGGUGAGCUCAGUGCUCCUCAUCUUCGUGGCUGGCCCUCGUUAUGGGCAGAGCAAUGUCCUGGUGUACGUUCUGGUCUGCUCUGCUGUUGGCUCACUUUCCGUGUCUUGUGUCAAAGGCUUGGACAUUGCCUUGAAAGAGCUGUUUGCUGGGAAGCCAGUCUGGAAGGAACCGUUGGGCUGGGUGCUUCUGGUUUGCCUCGUGAUCUGCGUCAGUGUCCAAAUCAACUACCUGAACAGGGCCUUGGAUAUCUUCGACACGUCGGUGGUCACACCCAUCUAUUAUGUCCUCUUCACCACGGCAGUCAUGACCUGCUCUGCCAUCUUGUUCAAGGAGUGGCAGCAUCUGGUCCUGAUGAACAUCAUUGGCACCAUAAGUGGCUUUCUCACCAUAGUCCUUGGCAUCUUCCUUCUGCAUGCUUUCAGAGAUGUCGCCUUCACUGCAGACCUGCUGCCUGUCUUCCUGAGGCGUGAUCGAACUCGUGUGCACACCGCUUCUUGGAAAGCAAGGACCAAGCAGCAGUCCUGUCUACACCAACCCCUUCUAGACCCAGAGGACGUCUGCAAAAGGGGGGGAGAGAGAGCAGAGCAGCAGUGCACUCAGAGCUUAUGAGAGUAAACACAUUAGGCAUUACCUAUUGGCCAAACACCCACAGAAACCACAACCGACCUUUGAGCUCUUCAAAGGAGCUGCCCAGCACUGCUUUCCACCAAGUGACUUGAAUCAGACACUAAUAAAUAUGUGACUAUAUGAACUCUUUCCUGGUAAUGCACCUGAACCAAAAAAGAGAGAGCCCAUUAGGUCAAGCUCAACAUGCAGCAGGCCUAGAGUUGAACCUGAUCUCUUCCCUCUUUUCCAGUCAUCCAGAAAUGGGCUGGAGAAUGAUGGGCAAGCCAGAACCAGUAUUUUGUGGGCCAGAAUGGGUUUUGGAUGUAUUUAUUGCACAGUACCUGCACAUGGAAAUUGCACAGUGUGUCAGAAGCAAAUGGUGAUAUGUCAUUGGGUGGAGGGAGUCCACUGUUCGGUAGAAAAAAAACAAGAAAAAGCAUGCAAGUCAAGUACCUCUGUAGAUUCUCUGAGACAGGAAUGCCCAAGUUAGCAGAAGAGGGAUUCCCCUUUCCCUUCUGUCUCAAGUGAAGAAAAAUGUGUGUGAAUAAGGAUUUGCAUGAGGACAGGCGGAAGCAGGUGAGAGGAGGGAUCGUAUGUAUGUUUGUUCCUAUGGGUCAUUUUAAGGAAGACAGAGAUGAGGGAAGAACAUGGAGUAGCUGGUAUGAAGGGUGGGCUUGGCUCUACCACAUAAGGUGACCUACUGAUCAACUAAACUAGAUCAGCUAGUUUAGAUCAGCUAAACUCUGCUUAUCACCUAGUUUGAACAGAGGAGAGCAGAGCUUAUGCACAAGCUUGUGUGUGGAAAUCAGAAUGCACAGAAGUCCCAUCAAAAUCAAUGGGAGUUGAUUUCAUACAGUCCGUUAGGCUCAACAUACAAGUCUCCCUUAUGAGAGCACACCUACUACUUUGUCCGCGUAUUUCCGAUCUUGCAAAUAAUAUCUUGCUGCUCUCUGAAUGUAUGGACAAUGCCAUUUAAAUGGCCUGAAGGUUAUCAUUUUUCUGACGGGUUUUCUAAGGUUUACAACUUAAUUUUUUUUAAAAUAAGUGUUAUUUUCUUUAUAUGAUGCAGUACCUACAGCCAUAACAGUGUUGCACAUGUAAUACAUGCUUUAAAACAACA
This is a messenger RNA of Varanus komodoensis (Komodo dragon), 3714 nucleotides long. Its product is annotated as magnesium transporter NIPA2-like. Gene Ontology annotation, molecular function: magnesium ion transmembrane transporter activity. Gene Ontology annotation, biological process: magnesium ion transport. NCBI's taxonomy places the organism in Eukaryota, Metazoa, Chordata, Lepidosauria, Squamata, Varanidae. Gene Ontology annotation, cellular component: membrane. The record is from RefSeq and is a predicted model, not a curated record. The transcript is spliced from 5 exons. Bases 1413 to 2597 code for a protein of 394 amino acids.